AUGCUCCCGUUGACCACCCAGGACGCUGAGUCAGUCCGCCGCCCGCGCUUUUGCGAACCACACGACAACCUAGCCAAAAUGACUCUCGCCGUCGACCUUCUCAACCCCUCUGCCGAGGCCCAGGCCCGCACCCACAAGCUCAAGAAGAUUGUGCCCACCCCCAACUCGUUCUUCAUGGACGUCAAGUGCCCCGGCUGCUUCCAGAUCACCACCGUCUUCUCGCACGCCUCGACCGUCGUCCAGUGCGGCUCGUGCGCUACCGUCCUCUGCCAGCCUUCGGGCGGCAAGGCCAAGCUUACUGAGGAACUAGAUGGUUUCUUGCGGCUCGUCGGUUCCCUUGGUUCUAGCAUGAUCCACAUGUACUCAUUGACACAUAUGGCCGAGUGUGAGCGUGGGUGUUGCGCAGAGCAGCGCGACGCCGAGCGGCGCACGUGA
This is a messenger RNA of Vanrija pseudolonga, 435 nucleotides long. RefSeq names its product 40S ribosomal protein S27 (gene rps27). Gene Ontology annotation, molecular function: structural constituent of ribosome; RNA binding. Gene Ontology annotation, biological process: translation; ribosomal small subunit assembly. The transcript is spliced from 4 exons. Gene Ontology annotation, cellular component: cytosolic small ribosomal subunit; ribosome. The record is from RefSeq and is a predicted model, not a curated record. Bases 1 to 435 code for a protein of 144 amino acids. Lineage: Eukaryota; Fungi; Basidiomycota; Tremellomycetes; Trichosporonales; Trichosporonaceae.